Messenger RNA from Hippocampus comes (tiger tail seahorse), 2584 nucleotides. RefSeq lists its product as uncharacterized. The record is from RefSeq and is a predicted model, not a curated record. The transcript has 5 exons. Lineage: Eukaryota; Metazoa; Chordata; Actinopteri; Syngnathiformes; Syngnathidae. The coding region runs from base 1366 to 2397 and encodes 343 amino acids.
GUAGUGGUCAGAGUUGCACUAAGAGCCAAAAACACGCGUGGAGGCUCUGCCUGUGCGCAGUGCCUUUCCUCCAUGCUGCAGCAGAACCUAAAUUUUUUUGGAGUAACAAGGACACACAGACGUUGUGCCAACACUCGGGGUAAGCCAAAAGAUACUUAAAAAUAGCCUAAGUUUCCCUUGCUUGCUAUAAAGCCACCUCACAGAAGGCAUUAGAAUUGUAAGAGUGACAGACAGGUGAGCAAUUAUGACUCGUCCAAACACCUCAACUUCAAAUAGAAGUUUAACGAGUGUAAAUUAUUUGGUGACAAGCAAGCUUGUUCUCCACCGAUUGCAUGUAACGACGUCAUAAAUUUAAUAGUGUCAUUUGUUGUUUCAAGGUACCCCAAAACGAUGUAGCUGUGCAGUUUUGUCAUUUUAGCCUGCUCAGAUUCAUGUAUUGUUUACCAUUACAUGAAUCAAAUGCACCCAAGCAGAGAAAUUCUUUAUUCUAUAAUAAUGCUCAUAUGUAUAGGCCAUGCCACAAAUUGAUGACAUUGCAUCCUCAGGAAAAAUGUUUAAAUGCGCUAUACAAUUAUAUGAAAAUACAUUUUGUACAGCAUCCUGUGCAUUGAUAUUUAAUGUGCUUAAUGUUAGCAUUCUACUAGUAUAAAUGUCAUGACAAUAGUUUAAUGUAUUUGCUAAUUUUAUACUAAAAACCCAUGAAGAGUUCCAGUCCAGAAAACAAUGACGGAAAAUAAAACGUCUCAGAUCGACAAGUGCGCACGUUGACUAUGUCGAAUAUGUGUAUCAUCAAAUUUCGAGCUAAAAAAAAAAAGAAAGAAAAUGAUGUAAUUUUUGUUUUGCUUUGAGAGUUGCAAAAAGCAAUUGGCAUUCAUUUGAUGGAUUGGCCCAAAUAAUAUAAAUGGAAAUGUAUAUAAUUACUCGUACUGUAUACACAUUGUUGAACCGUUUAUACAUGUUUAUGUGCAUUUCUAAGUUAAUUGGAGACAAUUCGUAAUCAUGCUGUUUUUAUGUAUUGCUGACGUACCAGUGCGGAACUCUGUAUCAACGGAUCCUGUAAAGACUCGGACUUGGAUGCCCCCAAAAAGCAUAUUGGGGUAUCCCUUUAUUAUUGUGAAUUAAUCUGAAUAAAGGUUUAGGGUGACCAAUGUAAGUUAAAUAUGAAAAUUGUUAUAUUCUUGUAUAACUCCUCGGUAAUAAAGACAUUUAUUAUUCCAUCAGAAUAAUUUGCUUUCCUUUCUGUGUGUGGUUUGUCCCAGUGCGCCUGCCGUCUUUCAGCCAUUGAAAAACAACCAACUUCCUGUGUCUUCAAAACAACAUACGCAACAUUCGAUUUCUUACGUGUUUUGCUAAAUACAAAAAAAAAUGAGAAACGUUCAGAAUUGUAUUUUGGCGUCGCUAUCUGUAUGCUCUAUAUACUUUGCGUAUGUGCACAUCUACUGCUCUCAUAAAUUACUGAAAACAAAUGCACUCUGCUGCGAGAGACUUCCAAAGCUGUCAUAUCUGUUUCUCAAAUACCUGACCAAAGCUCUUAUGUGGAGAAAGGGCUGCUUGUACCAGCCACGCAGGAAGAAGAAAAGCGACGUGUUUUACUCCGUCGACAACUGCAGAAUAGACACUGUGCUUUUGAAGCGGUUUUGCAGUGCUGCGGGUUAUGGUUGGGACUAUCCAGACAGUGAAUACAGAGAUAUUCCUCUCUGCUUUCCCGAGGUUCUGUGCUGCACUCUCCUGCUUAUGGCAAUUACUGAUCACAACUUCCGGCUGAGCCCACUUGGUCUGGUUUGUGUGCGCCAGAGCAUCAAAACGCAUCAGCCAGUUGAUGAGUUGAAGAAAGGUCCCUUCACGUUGCAAAUUCAAGUCCUCGUGUACAGAACUGUGGAUGUCGGUGUGGAGGUGGAUGUCUUGCUGUCUUCUAUUUCCCGUUCCAAGAACCUUGUGUGGGAGAGCAUCCUAACACUGCUGUCCGAGAACAAGUGCCAUCAAGCCAACAAUGAAAAUGAGGUUGUAUUGGCAGGUCAAAAUUCCGAAGCCGUGCUUCCGCCAGUGAGACAAGUGGAUCUCAGAGUUCCAUUGAGUGCUGGCCCACCAUGUGCCUGGUCUUUCUUGGACUAUUGGUUCCUCUAUCUGCCAGCCUGUCUGUUUGGCUUCAAGUUGCGGCCCAUCUCAAGUCUGUGGAUGUUGUCUGUCUGCCUGGCUGAAAUAGAGAAGCACAAUGGGGUUGGAGUCAUCACAUCCCCGCUGAACAUCAUGGCCCAGUUUAAGGACCGUUUGUUGGCACCAAGCAAAGUGACCCUGUCAUUUUGGAGAUGUCGGCCGUCGACCCAAGACCUCGGGUUCCAAAUGCAGCAACACGGGGGUAGCAAGUGUCACGUAGUGGGAGUGAUAUCUCGGACCUGACUGAAACAGGAAGCAGUCAGUUGUUGGGAAUUAUACUCUCUCCUACUUAGUGUGUUAUGUAUCUUGAUUGAGUCCUCUCCACUUUAGAGUCCUGUGAUGUACAGCUUCUUGGGACUUCCCGCCAAAACUUGGUGUAAAGGCAUAUUUGUACAGACAGAUGAGGUAGAACAAAUCAGCAUGACCGCAA